Messenger RNA from Manis pentadactyla (Chinese pangolin), 2125 nucleotides. RefSeq names its product serine incorporator 2 (gene SERINC2). The transcript is spliced from 10 exons. Gene Ontology annotation, cellular component: membrane. The coding region runs from base 483 to 1682 and encodes 399 amino acids. The record is from RefSeq and is a predicted model, not a curated record. Lineage: Eukaryota; Metazoa; Chordata; Mammalia; Pholidota; Manidae.
GCCCAGGGAGGGGAGGGGCGACGCCAGCGGGGCCCGAGGGGCCGGAGCGGGAAAGGGUUGGACCGCUGCCGCGCGAGACCGGCCCAGCCCACACGGCGGGAGGCCGCAGCCCCGCGCAGUUCUUCAUCCCCUUCUCGCAGCAGGUGUUCAGCGUAUAUACCCUCCCUCUUUCUUGGGCUCUUAACUCGUGUCCGGUACUAUGCCGAACUCUUGAUAGUUGUUCAACAUUGUCACCGAGCUCCUACCAUGAGCCAGGCACCAUUCCAAUUUCUGGGACAACCACAGUGAACAGAACAGACAAAACCCCUGUCCUGGUGGAAUUUACAGGCUUAGGAGGUGGAGGCAGACAAACAUAGGCAUCCUGCCUCUGUGGCUCUGCCCCAUGCAUCCUGUGCACUUGCUGUCCCUCCAGCCGUAACUCCACCGUGAGCCGCCUCGUCUUCACGGCCUUCCUCUUCUUGGGGGUGCUGGUGUCUGUAAUCAUGCUGAGUCCUGGCGUGGAGAGUCAGCUCCACAAGCUGCCCUGGGUGUGUGAGGAGGGGGCCGGGACACCCAUCAUCCCUCAGGGCCACAUCGACUGUGGCUCCCUGCUCGGCCACCGUGCUGUCUACCGCAUGUACUUCGCCACGGCAGCCUUUUUCUUCCUAUUCACCCUGCUCAUGAUCUGCGUGCGCAGCAGCCGGGACCCCAGGGCUGCCAUCCAAAACGGGUUUUGGUUCUUUAAGUUCCUGAUCCUCGUGGGCAUCACUGUGGGGGCCUUCUACAUCCCCGACGGCUCCUUCUCCAACAUCUGGUUCUACUUCGGUGUGGUGGGCUCCUUCCUCUUCAUCCUCAUCCAGCUGGUGCUGCUCAUCGACUUUGCACACUCUUGGAACCAGCGCUGGCUGGGCAAAGCUGAGGAGUGCGACUCCCGAGCCUGGUACGCAGGUCUCUUCUUCUUCACCCUCCUCUUCUACGCGCUGUCGAUCGCAGCUGUGACGCUGCUGUUCAUCUACUACACCCUGCCGGGUGCCUGCAACGAGGGCAAGAUCUUCAUCAGCCUCAACCUCACCUUCUGUUUCUUCGUCUCCAUUGUCGCCGUCCUGCCCAAGGUCCAGGAUGCCCAGCCUAACUCCGGUCUGCUGCAGGCCUCGGUCGUCACACUCUACACGAUGUUCGUCACCUGGCUGGCCCUGUCUAAUGUCCCUGACCAGAAAUGCAACCCCCAUCUGCUGACACACUUCGGCAACGGGACCAUCCUGGCAGGCCCCGAGGGCUAUGAGACCCAAUGGUGGGAUGCCCCGAGCAUCGUGGGCCUCCUCAUAUUCAUCCUGUGCACGUUCUUCAUCAGUCUGCGCUCCUCGGACCACCGGCAGGUGAACACCCUGAUGCAGACAGAGGAGUGCCUGGCCGGGCCGGAGGCCGUGCAGCAGCAGCAGGUGGCGGCCUCUGAGGGCCGGGCCUUCGACAAUGAGCAAGACGGUGUCACCUACAGCUACUCCUUCUUCCACGUCUGCCUGGUGCUCGCGUCUCUGCACAUAAUGAUGACGCUCACCAACUGGUACAGGCCCGGCGAGACCCGGAAGAUGAUCAGUACAUGGACUGCUGUGUGGGUGAAGAUCUGUGCCAGCUGGGCCGGGCUGCUCCUCUACCUGUGGACCCUGGUAGCCCCCCUCCUCCUGUCCAGCCGUGACUUCAGCUGAGGCAGCCCCUGUAGCCUGCCCACCCGGUGCGUCGGGGCCCAGAGUCAGCCAGCUGUCCCCAACCCUCCCCAGGACUUGCCUCUGAAAAGGGCCCCCCCUAGUCUGAGUGCCUUCAGGGAUGGGGAACACCAGGCCCAAGACUGAGUCCCCUCCAGUCUCCCCAGCCGUGGAGUUGCCCCUUCCCUACCCUUGUCCAGACCACCCAUACUCACCCUCUUGGGAAAAAAGAGCCCCUUGUUCUCAGGCUCCCCAGGAGAGGGUCCGGAAGGAGAGAAGCACCCAGAGCCACUCAGAGAGUGGGAGCCCUCAUCCGUGGUGCCCAGCACUGAGGUUGGGUGUUCCUGACUGUGCCCCUGGGGCACCCCGCCCGCUUCCUGGACUCUGUGCCUUGCUCAGUCUCUAAGACUUUGCCCAAUAAACAAGCCAACACAUGUGCCUUCCCA